AAUAACAGCAACAACAACGGUGGAGAAAAGAUGGCCUCCCGGAGCAGUGGAUUUGUAGUGCAGGAACCAGUAACCAACGAUAACGCUGGAGGCAAAAAAUAAACAAACAAAUAAAUAGUUUUCAGAAGAAGCCGUUUUCUGUUUAACCUCCUUAGUUUAUCAUAGUCUCUAUAGCUUUACAUUUGCCCUUUCAGACAGAAGUCUAACACAGAAGGAAAUGACCUCAUCUACGAAACAAGUCACCACGCCUAACCAAAAUAGGACUAUGUCUUCCAGUGGUAAAAACCAAAAUCUUUAGCAUCACAGCAAAGAAAAAAAAAAAAGAAAGAAAGAAAAGAAAACCACAUCCUUUGUGUUUUAUUAUAUAUUGCUAAUGUCAAUACCUGAAAAUACAUGUACCCAUAUGGGAAUGAGAGAAGCCAUGAAAACUUCCUUUCAUUUCUCCUUCCCUGUUGCAAUGCUUCUCCUGAUUUCUGGAGUUUUUCCAGAAUCCUGUGAUGGAAUUCUAGGAGGAAAUAUAGUAAAGCCUCAUGAAAAACCCUACAUGGCCCUAAUUAAAGGGCUGAAAAUUUGUGCAGGUGCUUUGAUCCAAGAAAACUGGGUACUGACAGCUGCUCACUGUGACUUGAAGGGCACACCUCAAGUUAUUCUUGGAGCCCACUCUACAACCCAUAAAGAGAAAUCUGACCAAGUGUUUGCCAUUGAAAAGGCGAUUCCCUACCCGUGCUAUGAUCCACAUACAUUCGAAGGAGAUCUUCAACUUCUUCUGCUGAAGGGUAAAGCAAAAAUAAACAAAGCUGUAAGAUUACUUCCGCUGCCCAAGUCACACGAUGAUGUCAAGCCCAAAACCAAUUGUCAGGUAGCAGGAUGGGGAGGCACCAAGAGCAACUCGUGUGACUUUUCAAAUAUCUUGAGAGAAGUCAAUGUCACGGUGAUAGACAGAAGAACCUGCAAUGAUGCAAAGCACUAUGAUUUUCAGCCAAUUGUGGGUAACAGCAUGAUCUGUGCUGGUGGUAGGAAUGGUGAAGAUGACUCAUGUGAAGGGGAUUCUGGAAGUCCUCUGAUAUGUGAUAUGGAGUUCAGAGGUGUCACUUCCUUUGGGAAGUGUGGUAACUCCCAGAAGCCUGGUGUCUACAUUCUCCUUACAAACAAAUAUGUCAACUGGAUAAAGAAAACCAUUGCAGGAGCCAUCUGA
This is a messenger RNA of Erinaceus europaeus (western European hedgehog), 1195 nucleotides long. RefSeq names its product granzyme A-like. The record is from RefSeq and is a predicted model, not a curated record. Gene Ontology annotation, biological process: positive regulation of apoptotic process; proteolysis; negative regulation of oxidoreductase activity. Bases 374 to 1195 code for a protein of 273 amino acids. The transcript is spliced from 5 exons. NCBI's taxonomy places the organism in Eukaryota, Metazoa, Chordata, Mammalia, Eulipotyphla, Erinaceidae. Gene Ontology annotation, molecular function: serine-type endopeptidase activity.